CUGACAGAUAAUUUUGACAUUUCGUAAGUAAAAAUAGGUUUUUGGAAAUUUUAAAAUAAAAUAAUGGCAUCUGCCUUAAAAUUUUCAUCUCGUUUAAAAGAAUUAAGAAUUCAUUUAUGCCAAACUGGUGCAGCCAGUAAAGGCGUGAGGGAAUUUAUUGAACAACACUAUGUAGAAUUAAAGAAAUCAAACCCAAAAUUUCCAAUUUUGAUUAGAGAAUGUUCCGGAAUACAACCCAAAUUAUGGGCUAGGAUGGAAAGAGGAAAGGAAGAAUCUGUUUCCUUAAAGGAUUUGUCAGCUUCUGAUGUUUUAAGCAGAAUUUCUGCUGUAGCAAAGUAAAUAUUUGGUAAUUUUGUAAAUAGGUAAUAA
Molecule: messenger RNA, 369 nt
Organism: Brassicogethes aeneus
Lineage: Eukaryota; Metazoa; Arthropoda; Insecta; Coleoptera; Nitidulidae
Source: the annotation of a GenBank genome assembly